Molecule: messenger RNA, 2331 nt
Organism: Fusarium keratoplasticum
Lineage: Eukaryota; Fungi; Ascomycota; Sordariomycetes; Hypocreales; Nectriaceae
Product: Chitin synthase
Exons: 3
Coding region: 1-2331 (776 amino acids)
Cellular component (GO): cell periphery; cell septum
Molecular function (GO): chitin synthase activity
Source: RefSeq, a predicted model, not a curated record
AUGGCGGUGCUGGAUGACUGGCCUUUGGAAGAUAUUGUUUAUACGAGUAUCGUGGGUGUGGUUCUGGUGAUGGCCUGCCUCGAGUGGUUUCUCUGGCUGGCAGCUUUUGUUUACUGCCUUGUCAAGGUCUUCCAAAAGGCAGAGCACUGGUCCAUCAGUGUACUUUGCGUCGUUGUUGGUGUCGCAUUUGUUCUACUCCGCGCCAUCUUCCUUCCAAUCAUGGUAGUGACGCUGCCAUUGCCGAGCCAGGUUACCAAGCUAUGGCCAGAAGAGAUGGUGACGUUUCUCCAGUGGUUCGCCUUUUGGAGCUUCGCCAUAUUGCUCACAGUCCCUUGGCUGUUCUGCAUCUAUCAGCUCGUGACCAAUCAACUCGGCCGGACGAAGCGCAUCAAGCAGGUUCUCGACGAUGUGACUGCGCCUAAGGUCGUUGUUGUGAUGCCCUGCUAUCGAGAAGAGCCCGAAGUCCUCAUCAAAGCUAUCAAUUCCGUCGUCGAUUGCGAUUAUCCAGCCGCAUGUAUCCACGUUUUCUUAUCCUUCGACGGCGAGCAAGAAGACGAGCUAUAUCUCAACACCAUCGACCAUCUUGGCGUGUCACUCACGAUGGAGUCGUAUCCUAAGAGCAUCGACGUAAGCUACCGCUCGGCUCGUAUAACUGUUUCUCGAUUCCCUCAUGGAGGCAAGCGUCACUGUCAAAAAGUGACUUUCAAGCUCAUUGACAAAGUGUACGAACAGUACCUCAAGCGAAACGACAAUCUAUUCAUCCUUUUUAUCGACUCGGAUUGCAUCUUGGACAAGGUUUGCCUUCAAAACUUUGUCUACGAUAUGGAGCUCAGUCCCGGCAAUACUAGAGACAUGCUGGCCAUGACUGGUGUCAUCACCUCGACGACGAGAAAACAUAGUGUUAUCACCCUGUUACAGGACAUGGAGUACAUACAUGGGCAAUUGUUUGAGCGGACUGUCGAGUCCGGGUGUGGCUCUGUUACUUGUCUACCUGGUGCGCUGACGAUGUUACGGUUCUCGGCCUUCCGGCGUAUGGCCAAGUAUUACUUUGUGGACAAGACGGAGCAGUGCGAGGAUCUGUUCGACUUCGCCAAGUGUCACCUAGGGGAGGAUCGCUGGCUGACACAUCUCUUCAUGAUCGGAGCCAAGAAGCGGUACCAGAUCCAGAUGUGCACGUCGGCAUUCUGCAAGACGGAAGCUGUUCAGACCUAUCGGUCCCUGAUUAAGCAGCGGCGCCGAUGGUUCCUUGGCUUCAUCACCAACGAAGUAUGCAUGUUGACAGAUUGGCGCCUGUGGAAGCGAUACCCAAUCCUCAUUCUAGUUCGAUUCAUGCAAAACACCAUCCGGACGACGGCCUUGCUAUUCUUUAUCAUGGUCCUAGCCCUGAUGACAACAGUCAAGAAAGUGGACGAUCUUCCCGUGGGAUUCAUCGCCAUCUCUCUAGGCCUCAACUGGAUGCUGAUGCUGUACUUUGGAGCGAAGCUCCGACGGUUCAAAAUCUGGCUGUACCCGCUCAUGUUUAUUCUGAACCCGUUUUACAACUGGUAUUACAUGGUGUACGGGAUCUUCACGGCAGGGCAGCGAACAUGGGGUGGGCCGCGAGCAGAUGCUGCAGCAGCAGACACGCACACGACCGCACGGGAAGCUGUAGAACAGGCCGAAAAGCAGGGUGAUGAGCUGAACGUGGUUCCAGAGACAUUCAGAGCAGCACACGAAGCUCGAAGAGCAGCGUCAAAGCGAGAGUCAGCCGCAACGAGCAGUCUCGGACGGUCCAGGAGCGUGGUGCGGCCGCCAGACAAGAUUGAUGGCAAGUUCUCAGCUCGUCAGAAGACGGCAUCGGGAACAUAUCUACAUCCAGAUGAGCUGGAUGUAAGUGCAGAUGAUGUCGAGUCAGGGACAUACACCAGACCCCAGUUACGGGAGCGAGACUCUUUUGACAGCAUUGUAUCUAGCGGAAGCAUAGGCUUUGGGGUGUGCACACCACGACGAAUGAAGCUUCUCAUGGGUGAAGAAGAUCGUCGCAAGUACGAGAUUGCACAACAGAUGCAAACGCAGGCUUCAGAAGUGGGCAACAUGCAGGCGGUUCUGCCCGGCCGGAAGCUGUCGGAUGCCCCUCUGAGACGAGCAAACUAUCUGGCCAGUAGAAAUGCAAGGCAUCUACAUGAACAAGGGCAGUACGGUCGAGUUGCCCAAGGCGAGCCAAAUGAGGGGUCCAACAUUGGCUCGACGGAGGAGGUGGCUAGUCCAGCCCAGGAGAGAGGGCAAUCCAGGCUUGGUGAGAAUAUGUCGUUUGCGAGCCGGAUGGCGAGAGGAUUGAAGCAAAGCAGAUAA